Messenger RNA from Calliphora vicina (urban bluebottle blowfly), 2205 nucleotides. RefSeq names its product probable cytochrome P450 301a1, mitochondrial (gene Cyp301a1). Lineage: Eukaryota; Metazoa; Arthropoda; Insecta; Diptera; Calliphoridae. The record is from RefSeq and is a predicted model, not a curated record. Gene Ontology annotation, molecular function: oxidoreductase activity, acting on paired donors, with incorporation or reduction of molecular oxygen; monooxygenase activity; iron ion binding. The transcript is spliced from 7 exons. The coding region runs from base 391 to 2115 and encodes 574 amino acids.
CCAUUAAACAUUACGGUCUCGUCGACAUCCGUUAGCAGUGAGGAAAAGAAUCGAAAAAAAAACUGAAAAAAUAUAUUUGUCUUGUCUAUACCACAUAAAAAUAACUAUAAGACGUGCAUUAAAUUUUUAAUUUAUUAUCAAGUAGAAAAUGUAUGAAAUAACAACGAAGUAAUAGAAAAAAUAAUUGGAUAAAAAGAUGAAGUGAAAUUUGUUAAGCAGAAUACAAAGUGCAUAAUUAAAAUAGAUAAGUAAACGAAUCAAAAAAUAAAUUCGACAGCCUAAAAAGACCCUCAACGAAUGUACUUAUACACAAGUUAAUUAAGUUUAACAACUGACCUUAAGAUUUUUUUUUAUUAUUACUGCUCUUUAAUAAAAAAAAAUAAUAUAAACAUGACUUCGUUGUCAUUAAAUUUAAUGCGUGUAACCUGUAAUACAAACACGUUAACAGCUCUUGCUGUUACUAGCAGAUAUUCGGUUAGAGCAACUUCAUCAUCAUCAUCGUCGUCGUCAACGACAUCAUCAUCCAAUUUGUUUAAACAAACUAAACGUCAAAAUUCCUCUGCCACCGCCGAUGCUGCCGAGGUCACUGCUUGUCCUCAUUUUGCUUUUAAUACGGCAGAACCAACGUCUGCCAUUCAUCAUACAGUUGAAUGGCAAAAUGCUUUACCGUAUCAUGAAAUACCUGGACCAAAACCUAUACCAAUAUUGGGCAACACUUGGAGAAUGAUGCCCAUUAUUGGCCAAUACACCAUAGGAGAUGUUGCCAAAAUCUCCUCUCAACUACAUGAACAAUAUGGACAAAUUGUACGUUUUAGUGGUUUGAUAGGAAGGCCGGAUUUGUUAUUCAUAUACGAUGUAGAUGAAAUUGAGAAAUGUUAUCGCAACGAAGGACCCACACCAUUUCGUCCCUCUAUGCCGAGUUUAGUAAAGUAUAAAGGUGUAGUACGUAAAGAUUUCUUUGGUGAUCUUGGUGGAGUAGUGGGAGUACAUGGUGAGCCCUGGCGUGAGUUUAGAUCAAGAGUACAAAAACCUGUUUUACAAUUGUCAACCAUACGUCGUUAUUUACAACCAUUGGAGGUGGUUACUGAUGAUUUCCUGCAGCGUUGUGAAUCUUUAUUAGAUGCAAAUUCUGAACUGCCUGAUGAUUUUGACAAUGAAAUUCAUAAAUGGUCUUUGGAAUGUAUUGGACGUGUUGCUUUGGAUACACGUUUGGGUUGUUUAGAACCGAAUUUAACGCCAGACUCUGAACCGCAACAAAUAAUUGAUGCUGCUAAAUAUGCGUUACGUAAUGUAGCAACAUUGGAAUUAAAGGCACCCUAUUGGAGAUAUUUUCCCACACCAUUGUGGUCACGUUAUGUCAAAAAUAUGAAUUUCUUUGUGGAAGUUUGUAUGAAAUAUAUAAAAUCAGCAACAGAAAAUUUAAAAAUUAAGGGACCUUGUACAAAUGGUGAACCUUCACUAUUGGAAAAGGUGAUUCUAUCACAGAAAGAUGAAAAAAUUGCCACUAUUAUGGCCUUGGAUUUGAUAUUAGUGGGUAUAGAUACGAUUUCUAUGGCUGUUUGCUCAAUGCUUUAUCAAUUGGCUACACGACCAGAGGAACAGCAAAAGAUACAUGAAGAAAUGAAAAGAUUAAUGCCAGAUCCUAAUCAACCCUUAACCAUACAACUAUUGGAUCAAAUGCACCAUCUAAAAGCCUUCAUCAGAGAAGUGUUUCGUAUGUACAGCACCGUUAUAGGUAAUGGUAGAACUCUGCAAGAGGAUACGGUGAUAUGUGGUUAUCGAGUGCCAAAAGGCAUUCAAGCCGUCUUUCCCACCAUAGUCACUGGUAAUAUGGAAGAGUACGUUUCAGACGCUGCCACCUUUAAGCCAGAGAGAUGGCUUAAGCCUAGUCAGGGUGGCGUUGAAGGCAAAUUACAUCCUUUUGCAUCCUUACCCUAUGGUUAUGGAGCUCGUAUGUGUUUGGGCAGACGUUUUGCCGAUUUGGAAAUGCAAAUUUUAUUAUCAAAACUUUUGCGUUCCUAUAAAUUAGAAUAUGAACAUGAACCAUUAGAUUACGCCGUAACAUUUAUGUAUGCUCCUGAUGGCCCUUUAAAAUUUAAAAUGACUAAGUAUUAGAUAUUAAUUAUAAUUUAAAUAUAGGAUAUUAAGCUAAUUUUUAUACUCAACUUUAUAGCGAAUAUAAAUAAAAUUACGAUAAAUAUUUUA